This is a messenger RNA of Penicillium lagena, 354 nucleotides long. Its product is annotated as RNA polymerase II mediator complex head subunit MED22. Gene Ontology annotation, biological process: regulation of transcription by RNA polymerase II. Gene Ontology annotation, cellular component: mediator complex. NCBI's taxonomy places the organism in Eukaryota, Fungi, Ascomycota, Eurotiomycetes, Eurotiales, Aspergillaceae. Gene Ontology annotation, molecular function: transcription coregulator activity. The record is from RefSeq and is a predicted model, not a curated record. The coding region runs from base 1 to 354 and encodes 117 amino acids. The transcript has 4 exons.
AUGGAGUCCCAACCAAGCGCAAAAGCCCUGCAAAGCCGCAUCAAUGCCGAUAUCUCGCAACUGCUCCAACGGUUCGAGAAUAUCAUGGCAACAGCUACAGUCGACAACCCAAGCUACACCUCCACCGCCGUGGAAACAUACCAGCUAGAUGUAGAGUCCACUGCAUUGAUCCGUGCUGCAGAAGACAUCCUCGCCCUCACCCGCACCAUGAAAGAAACCUGGCUCUUUGGCAAACUGAAUACACUGGGCGAAGACGAGCGUGACGUGCAGCGGAGAGAAAAGCUGGAGAAGGAUGUACUUGCCGUGCAAAAGGCUGUUGAGGAGGGUGGGUUAUUGAAGCCGUCGUCUGAGUAG